Messenger RNA from Cynoglossus semilaevis (tongue sole), 2397 nucleotides. Its product is annotated as fibroleukin. Gene Ontology annotation, molecular function: extracellular matrix structural constituent; protein-macromolecule adaptor activity. Gene Ontology annotation, biological process: blood coagulation; positive regulation of heterotypic cell-cell adhesion; platelet aggregation. NCBI's taxonomy places the organism in Eukaryota, Metazoa, Chordata, Actinopteri, Pleuronectiformes, Cynoglossidae. Gene Ontology annotation, cellular component: fibrinogen complex. The record is from RefSeq and is a predicted model, not a curated record. The transcript has 5 exons. The coding region runs from base 970 to 2313 and encodes 447 amino acids.
GGAAUAUUUUUUUAUUGACUUUAUUCUUAAAUGUUGUGAUCUUAAAAACCUUGUGGUGCUGCGACCGGUUCUCGUGAAUGAGCCGCAGAGAUGGUUCGACCUGAUUCCCCUCUGCUCUGCGCUAACAUGUGUGUUUGCGCUCCCAGUUAUUUGGGAGUGUGCCUGCGCUGGCUCCUGAUGACUGAGGGUGACACUGGUGUUUAUGGAGGAAUUCCUGCCGUCUCCCACCUAUUCAGUGUAAAGUCUUUAUGGCUUCUGUGGAACUCGGUUUGUAAACACCACCAUUAUGGUAGCAAAGGAUGUGAAAAUGGUCCACAGGAAGGAAGAAGAAGAAGUCACAUAUCUGAGGCAGCAUCUCUUCAAACACUGUCACACAAACGGUGAGUUGUGAGGCACAGACAAUUACAACUGUUAUUAUAAUCUGGAUACGAUAAAAAAAAAAACAAAAGUGUUUGUGCAUGAGUGACUGGUGACCGUUAUGAUUGGUUGGUUGUAAAUGUUCUCAUAACCGGGUGGGAGCAAAUGAGUUAGGAAGAUGGACUCUGUUUGUGUGUGUGCGUGUGUGUGUGCGUGUGUGUGGGCCUGCAUGAAUCAGGGGGUGGGUGCAUUAGUCCAUGUCAGACAGCAAAGAGUGCCGCAGUUAUCUAGGAAUCUGAGCCAAAGCAACCUCACUUACAAAGAGGAGCAGGAGACAGAGGAGGAGGAGGAGGAGGAGGACGACCGGUGAGAGGAGAAGCAGAAUAUUAAAGAAGAAGCUCAGAGAGGAGGACCACAGCACAGACCAGAUCAAGACCAGGACAGCGGUUGUUUUGUUUUUAUCAGCAGAGACACUCACUGGUUAAAUGAAAAGUGCAGUAAAGAUCUGCUGAGGGCCGGCGACACCGGAGGAGCCGACACUUUGGAGAACCCCCGCAGACCACUGGUCAUUGAGACACUGUGACAAAGUCUAGAAAAAGUCUGCAUUUUCCCAUGAUUCCCUUUGGUCCUCUUGCUGUGCUGUCACUGUACGUGGGUGCCCUGUUCUCCUUAGAUGCAUCCCCCGCCUGCACAGUGUCUCCCUGCAGGGACAGCCUGGUGGCUGCACCCAACUCACCUGGGGCGGGGGCAGGGGGAGCAGGCUCCGGGGCCUGUGAAGGUCAGACCGGGACAACGGGCUGCAGGAUGGCUGUUUCACUGGCCGCCGUGGCAGACGCUCCUCGCAGGGCGGAGCACAGGCAUGACCUCCCCCAGGUUCAGCCUAAGGACAGAGGCGUCAAAGAACGGCUGGUGCAGCUGCAGCGCUGCAUGCGCUCUGUCCAGGAAACAGGGGGGGCGUGGAGUCCUGAAGGCCAGGAGAGCGACUCUCUGGGGGCCAUCCUGGCACUAAUGGCAGCUGUGCUGACAGAGUGUGACCUCCACUGUCACAGCCAAGCCCUGGGGUUGAUGGCCAAACGCCUAGAGAGUGCAGCGGUGGGGAGAGAAGGGGAGAGGGACCUGCUGCUCUUCCUGAAGAGCAUCACCCAACACCCGCCUACAGGUAAGGCUGUGUCGACGGAUCGCUCAGGACACAAUUCAUUUAAAGAAACAAGCUUCAUAGAAGUGAUGUGCUCCACAGCGCCCCCCUCAGAGAGGCUACAUCCUCAGGACUGUGCAGAGAUUUACAAGCUGGGCAUCAAAGACAGUGGAAUCUACACCAUCCAGCCGGACCUGCAUCGGCCGCCACUGGAGGCUAAAUGUGACAUGGAGACAGCGGGCGGUGGUUGGACGGUGGUCCAAAAUCGGCACGAUGGUUCCCUCAACUUCAACAGGACGUGGCAGGAAUACCGGGAAGGCUUUGGGAGUCCACAGGGAGAGCACUGGCUGGGGAACGCGGCGCUCCACGCCCUCACCUCCACUGGUCAACACCAACUCAGGAUCGAGCUGGAGGACUGGCACCAUCAGAGGCGCCACGCCACCUACAACAACUUCAAAGUGGCCUCGGAGACGCAGAGGUACCGUCUGACAGCACGGGAGUACUCCGGUGAUGCCGGGAACGCCUUGAGCUACAGCAAACGGUACAACCACGACGGCCGAUCCUUCAGCACCGCUGACAGAGACAAUGACCGCUACGCAGCAGGAAACUGUGGUCAGUACUACGGCACCGGCUGGUGGUUCGACGCCUGUCUGGCAGCCAAUCUGAAUGGACGGUAUUACCGCGGCCGUUACAGCGGCGUGACCAACGGCAUCUACUGGGGCACGUGGUACAUCCUGACGGACGGACGCACUGGAGAACGCUACUCCUUCAAGAAGGUGGAGAUGAAAACGCGGCCCAGGAACUUUUCGGGGACGUCCUAAGACUGAUGACGUCACGGAUGUUUCAGUAACGGUUGUGUUUAGAGCAGAUAAAAAGGUAGAGGAAUAAAAAGAUAAAAAGAUGAU